CAUUGAAGGUCUUCAUGCUAUUGUAGUCUCAGAUAGAGAUGGCGUGCCUGUUAUCAAAGUUGCCAAUGAUAAUGCUCCAGAACAUGCACUGCGACCUGGCUUCUUGUCUACCUUUGCCCUUGCCACAGAUCAGGGCAGUAAACUAGGGCUUUCUAAAAAUAAAAGUAUCAUCUGCUAUUACAACACGUACCAGGUGGUGCAGUUCAAUCGCUUACCUUUGGUAGUGAGUUUCAUUGCUAGCAGCAAUGCCAAUACUGGGCUGAUUGUAAGUUUAGAGAAGGAGCUCACGCCCCUGUUUGAAGAACUGAGGCAGGUGGUUGAAGUUUCUUAACCUGAUGGUGCGGCUGGAGUGCAGCAUCCCUCUGCAGCCCAGUGGACAGAAAGAUUCAAUAAUCCUCAGUCAAAUAACACGUCCCGGAAGAAAUACCGCAGCUCCUUAGUAUACUAAGUAAGAGUAAAUUGUACAUAGUACUGAAUCUGAAAUGAUCUACUAGUGUGUUGUAGGUGGAUGUUACUUUAGGCCAUGCUUCUUGUAUUGUGCAGUACUGGAGAGACCACCAAACUAGCUCCCAUGGAGUUCUGCUCAGCCGUCAGCACGAUGCCCUUGGCUCAAAUGAGCAACCCACAGCUCUUUGCUUUACAGGGAACCAGGCUUGCAGUGGGGUGUAUCCUCAGGCCAGCUGCCACUGCCUCUCGGAAAGGAGAUUGGUUGUAUAGUGUCAUCAAAGAUGUGUUUGAAAGAGCGUUGUGACAGCGAGUUUACUAGCAGUGGCGUGUUGGUACAAUCAAUAAAUACCCCAGCUUGGGUGAUAAUUUUGGCAAGGGAAUGCUACUACUCUGGAUGCUACCUGCAUCCUGCUUCCACUAAGAAAAAUGCUAUUUCUAUGAAAGCUGUUUCUAUAGAGGUUUUCCUGAUUCCCAGAUAAAAGCGUCCAAACAGCAUCUCACUUCUUCAUGGUUUUUGUUUUGGGGGGCUUUUUGUGUGUAAUACAGUUGUGGAGAUCUCAUGUCUCAGUCUUUGUGUGGGUUCACCACUAGUGACACUCUCGGCUCACUUACCCUUAGGUUUUCCUAAGUAAACAAAUAUAAAUAAAAUACAGUAUUUUUAAAUGACA
Molecule: messenger RNA, 1115 nt
Organism: Mesitornis unicolor (brown roatelo)
Lineage: Eukaryota; Metazoa; Chordata; Aves; Mesitornithiformes; Mesitornithidae
Gene: LAMTOR3
Product: late endosomal/lysosomal adaptor, MAPK and MTOR activator 3
Exons: 4
Biological process (GO): positive regulation of TOR signaling; cellular response to amino acid stimulus
Cellular component (GO): Ragulator complex
Source: RefSeq, a predicted model, not a curated record